This is a messenger RNA of Chironomus riparius, 1127 nucleotides long. The record is from the annotation of a GenBank genome assembly. Lineage: Eukaryota; Metazoa; Arthropoda; Insecta; Diptera; Chironomidae.
AGUUUUAUAGGUUAAAACAAAUUGAUUAAAGCAUAAUGUCGUCUGUAGAAGCAUCAAUUGCACAAGGUCUGAAUGUUCUUGAACAUUCCAUUUACUGCUGCUUUCCAGAAUGUGAGUUCUUCAAAUGCAGCAACAUGAAAUGUUUAUUGGAUCAUCUUAGAGAAUGUAAGCCGAAGCAUUCAGCUAAUUGCGUAGUUUGUAAGGAAUUAUUGGCUCUAAUUUGCAGACAUGCUCGAUUUUGCUAUAAUCAGCACUGUCGAAUUCCUUAUUGUACAGUGAUGAAGGAUAACAUGGAUUACAGCGAGGAUUCAGACGUUGAACCUGUAGAUGUGGCAGGUAUCAAGAAGGAAAUUAUGGACAAUUACCGAGGCACUGGAAGCCGUAAGGUCAAUACAAAUUCUUUUGAACCACCACGUAAAAAGCGACGUCUUCAAUACCCAUCCAAAGUAAAGAAGGAAUUUGGAUUUUCUUCAACACGAUCGAUUCCGUUGCCUGCUUUUUCAUUUCCAUCACCAACAAAAUUUCCAACUCUUGCCCAACAUUUGACUGACAAAACAGCACCAACAGAACAAGAUACAGAUAUGAGACGUUUUGAUUCUCAACCAAGUACAUCAGAAUUUAAUCCACAAUUCCUGUUUCCUGCUGACAGAUUGAAUGAUGCCUACAAUUUAUAUUAUUCGACUCAAAAUAACAGCAAUAACAGAAACAUUUAUGCUGCAAGGAAGUCUUCGUACUAAGAAUUCUGGAAAUUCAUUCUUUUUUUCUUCUGUAUCAUCAAGUUGCCUUAAAACAGACAUGAAGAAAUGGGAAAAGAAAUCUUUUGGGAUAAAUUCAAAGUUAUGACGUGAAGCAUAUUUUCUUACAAAUUUAUGAUGACAAGAUGCGAUGGAAAAUAUGUUUUUAUAUACAAAAGUGAAACGGAUGAGCCUGAAGUGCGACAAGAUGGGGGGAUGAAAGGAAUGGCUUGUUUUGUUGCUGCAAAAUUGAAUUUAGAAGGGAGGAAAAAUUGAGUUAUGACUUUAGUGGUUUUAUGCUACAUAUUUACUGGAUGUAGUUUAGCCUUAAGUUUCUUUAUUGAAUAAGAAGUUUUGACUUGCUGUAAAAUAUCAUAAAUAUUGAAAUAAAAC